This is a messenger RNA of Nymphaea colorata (pocket water lily), 345 nucleotides long. RefSeq lists its product as uncharacterized. The transcript is spliced from 2 exons. Bases 1 to 345 code for a protein of 114 amino acids. Gene Ontology annotation, molecular function: protein serine/threonine kinase activity; ATP binding. Lineage: Eukaryota; Viridiplantae; Streptophyta; Magnoliopsida; Nymphaeales; Nymphaeaceae. The record is from RefSeq and is a predicted model, not a curated record. Gene Ontology annotation, biological process: signal transduction; peptidyl-serine phosphorylation. Gene Ontology annotation, cellular component: nucleus; cytoplasm.
AUGUCGACGAAGAAGUAUGCGGAUAUAGAGUUGCGACUUUACGAAUUGUUGCAGAAGCACAAAGUGACCACCGGGUUCGUCAAACACAAAUACCUUGUGAUGGAGCUUAUCAGCACCGAUCUAGACGACCUCAUGAAACAGAGCAGAAACGCGCGCAUCAGCAUGAAAUCAGUCCUUAUGAUUGGACUGCAAGUAGUAGACCGGCUGGAAGCUCUCCACCGCAUUGGCUUCUUGCAUAGGGAUGUCAAACCUGAUAACCUAGCCAUCGGCCUCAACGAAAAAAGUAGAGUCAUAUAUCUGUUCGACUUUGGCUUGGCUCAUCCCAUCGGCGCAGAGAGGCCUUAA